CUGCCUGCUCCUGCAGCUGAAUGGACUUCUCUUUGGGCCUACGCCUAGGGCCUCGGAACACGAAAGCUGCCCACCAACAGCCCCCUACACCCUCUGGGCAUGGCCCACUGGCAGCUCCCUCUCCUUGCCUCCCCUGUCCGCUCUCUGUUUGUGCCAGUCCCUGCCCUGGCUGUCCCCCUCCCCCCUGCCCUUGCACUGGCUGUCCCUAUUAUAGAGCCACCUGCCCAUUCUGUCCCAUCCUCCCCGGCCCACCCUGGACCUGCUCUUCUCCUUGCCCUGCCUGUCCUCCCUUGACUUGUCCCCAUACCUACUGUGUCAGCUGCUCUGGUCCACACCCGACCUGCUGCCACCUGUCACCUUGCCCCAUUUACCCUUGUUCCGAGGGCCAAGCUGCCUGUCGGAGCCCCUACUUGGGCUGUAGUGACCGCUGUAGCUGUAGUCGAGGGGCUGCUUGGGUAUCUCAAGGCUCCACUGGCUGCUGCAACUUCUGCUUCAGGGGACAGCGCACUUCUCAGAGGUGCUGUAUGAUAGUCUAGGCAGACUGCUGUUCCCUGAGAAACUGCCAGCCUCCUGGAGCACUUCCAGAACCUUUCUCAGGAGGUCACUUCAGUGGAGGGGGAGAGGGAUCAGCUGGACCCUGUCCCCAGGAAGGAGAGGCAGCUACACAGAGCACCUUCCUACAAGUCCUACUGGGGACAGAGGGCAUCUUCUCUGAAGUUAGUUUCUGGUCUUAUUCCUGCUGGCUCCAGAACCUCCUCAUCUGCAACUUCUAGAAUGGAAAGUGUUCUUCUCAGAGUCGCCCUCGUAACUUCUGAAGGAUAACCAGAUGGUUCUAACUGGUGGAGACAAUUUCACAUUUAAAGAAGAAUUCCAGGUAAUGUGAAAGGAUUAUAGAGUGAGAAAAACCAGCAUUUUACAAUUCUUAGUGAAAUAAUCGAAUCAAGAAUCACACAUGGAUGAAUCAAGGAGGAUGGUUGAUAGAGAACCUUAUGGACAAACCAAGCUGCUGCCACUUAAGCCCAUUGAUGUAUCUCAGGAUCCCUAAAAAAAGGAUACUCAUAGACAUCAUGUAGCUCUGGAUAUAAUGAAAUCUGAAGCAUUCAGCACAACUGAGGAAGGAUUGUUGCUAGAGAAAGAAACAACCAAGGAACUGAACAUGAAUCUACUCAAACCUCUAGUGCUCAUUUCUAUUUAAUGGGAAUCUGGCAGAUGGAGGAACACAUGAAGUGAAUGACAUGAAGAAAUAAGAAGACGUAUCCAAAAUGUGGGACAUCCUGAGGAAAUCCUACAUAAUCUCCUCAAGUAGUCAACAGGCAAGCAAAAUGAGAAAGGACUUAUAAAAACAACUACUGGGAGAGUGGUGAGAUAAGCCCAGUAGAACACUUACACAGCAUGUGCAAGGCCCUGGGUUCAAUCUCCAGUUUUUUGUUUUUUUUUUAAUUUCUAGGUUUGGGGGACAAAAAAAUAUGAUUACUUGCAACAUGUAGACUUCCUUUGGUUUGGGACUGGAGAACCCACUUGUAAAAACACAUUUUCAGACAGUUGGAGACAUUUAAUUGUGGACUGGGUGUUUAUGAUGCCAAGGAAGCAGUGUUAAUUUUGUUAGAUGUAAAAAUGGCCCUGAGGUUAUGCAAUGGAAAGUCUUCAUUUUUUAGAGAUGUAGGUUCAACUAUGGAGCAAAGUUACCUAUUUAAUUUCAGCAGAGGAAACAAACAAACAAAAAAGACCACAAGGACCAAAUGUCACAAAUUCCAUAAUUGUUAAAUUAAGUGGUGGUUUCAUAGAACUAUGGUACCUUUGUGUAUGUUUGAACAUUUUUUUUUUUUUUGUCUUUUUCCUUUUUAUCUGUACCUGGGAUCUAACUCACGACUGCCUGCUUGCAAGGUAGGCGCUUAUGCCGCUGAGCUAAAUCCCCAGCCCCCUCGAACGUUUUUGUAAUAAAAGUUUUAAAUGAA
Messenger RNA from Cavia porcellus (domestic guinea pig), 1955 nucleotides. RefSeq names its product sperm mitochondrial-associated cysteine-rich protein. NCBI's taxonomy places the organism in Eukaryota, Metazoa, Chordata, Mammalia, Rodentia, Caviidae. The transcript has 2 exons. Bases 21 to 536 code for a protein of 171 amino acids. The record is from RefSeq and is a predicted model, not a curated record.